This is a messenger RNA of Setaria italica (foxtail millet), 1654 nucleotides long. Its product is annotated as 26S proteasome non-ATPase regulatory subunit 12 homolog A. Gene Ontology annotation, cellular component: nuclear proteasome complex; proteasome regulatory particle, lid subcomplex; cytoplasm. The record is from RefSeq and is a predicted model, not a curated record. Bases 144 to 1463 code for a protein of 439 amino acids. The transcript is spliced from 11 exons. Lineage: Eukaryota; Viridiplantae; Streptophyta; Magnoliopsida; Poales; Poaceae.
CGAAGCGAUAAAAUAAUAGCCAGCCCGCAGCCACCACCACCUUCUCCCCUCGCAAGUAAAGCUAAGCAAGCGAACAGAUCUCUCCCUCGCCGCCUCGUCUCGCCUCGGUCUUCCUCCGCCUUAGCUCCCCCGCGAUCCCGACCAUGGAGGGCGACAGUACCAACCUCGAUGCGGCGAUAGAGUCGCUCCUGAAUGUCGAGAAGCAGAUGAGACUGGCCGGCGAUGUCGCCGGCACGCGGAAGGCCGUCAUCGACAUCGUCGAGCUUUGCUACAAGGCCGGCGCGUGGAAGACACUUAAUGACCAGAUCGUUCUCCUCUCGAAGAGGAGAGGCCAGCUCAAGCAGGCCAUUACCGCCAUGGUUCAAAAAGCAAUGGAGUACAUUGAUUUGACACCAGACAUGGACACACGCAUUGAGCUAAUCAAAACAUUGAGUAGCGUCUCUGCUGGCAAAAUAUAUGUCGAGAUAGAGCGAGCAAGACUGAUCAAAAGACUUGCAAAAAUCAAAGAGGAGCAGGGAAAGAUCGAUGAGGCUGCUGAUUUGAUGCAAGAAGUUGCUGUCGAAACAUUUGGCUCUAUGGCAAAGACAGAGAAAAUUGCUUUCAUUCUCGAGCAGGUCCGGCUAUGUCUGGAUCGUCAAGAUUAUGUCCGAGCUCAAAUUUUAUCCAGGAAAAUCAGUACUAGAGUAUUUGAAGCAGAUCCAUCAAAGGAAAAAAAGAAACCAAAAGAAGGUGACAAUAUUGUUCAGGAUGCUCCUGCAGAAAUACCUUCCCUCCUAGAAUUAAAGCGCAUCUACUAUGAACACAUGAUUCGAUACUACUCGCACAACAAUGAUUACCUGGAAAUCUGCCGCUGUUACAAGGCAAUUUAUGAUAUUCCUGCUAUAAAGGAGGAUCCAGCAAAGUGGAUACCGAUUCUUAGGAAGAUCUGUUGGUACUUGGUGCUGGCUCCUCAUGAGCCUAUGCAAUCAAGUCUUCUCAACGCUACCCUAGAGGAUAAAAACCUAUCUGAGAUCCCAAAUUUCAGAUUAUUGCUGAAGCAGCUGGUUACCAUGGAGGUUGUUCAGUGGACUAGCUUGUGGGAAUUCUUUAAAUCUGAAUAUGAGAAUGAGGGAGGAGCUUUGGGUGCCAAAGCUCCAGAAGAUUUGAAGCUGAGGGUCAUUGAGCAUAAUAUCUUGGUUGUCUCCAAGUAUUAUGCAAGGAUCACCCUGAAGAGGCUUGCGGAUCUUCUCUGCCUGAGUUUGCAGGAGGCAGAGAAGCAUCUUUCAGACAUGGUGAACUCAAAAUCGCUGAUUGCCAAGAUCGACAGGCCGAUGGGAGUUGUCAGCUUCCGCACAGCUCAAGACAGCAACGGAGUUCUCAACUCAUGGGCAAUGAACCUUGAGAAGCUCCUCGAUCUUGUUGAGAAGAGCUGCCACCAAAUACACAAGGAGACCAUGAUCCAUAAGGCGGUGUUGAAAGCUUAAGUUUUGGCGCGUUUUUUAGGUUCCCUUGGUAGCCAGCCAUGCGUCGAUCGAGAUAUUGUAACAGCAAUACUAUGAAUACUAUUUGUUGUUGGGGGCAUACUCACUGUCCUCCAAUUUGCUUAACUCGUGUAUCUUGCUGAAUAUUGUUUGAACCCUUUAGAUCUGCAAUCUGAUACCUGUCUUGAAAACUA